AUGUCUUCCAAAUCAUUUGUUUACGUACCACCUUCAGAACCAGUCAACAACAAGAAUGUCAAGAUAUCGCAGCUUUGCGAGCUUUGUCAUGCCAGAAAGGCCAUCCUAAAGAGGCCCAAAAAUAUGCAGAAGGUUUGCAAACUAUGUUUUUUCCAUGUAUUCGAAACAGAGAUUCAUAACACCAUCAUAGACAACAAUCUGUUUUAUCGUGGUGAAAGGGUAGCCGUUGGAGCCUCCGGUGGUAAGGAUUCCACCGUAUUGGCUCACAUGCUAAAGCUAUUGAAUGAGCGCCAUGAUUAUGGGAUCGAUAUUGUCCUGCUGAGCGUGGAUGAAGGUAUUAUUGGGUAUCGUGAUGACUCGUUGGCCACUGUGAAGAGAAAUCAGAAACAAUAUGGAUUACCCUUGGAGAUUGUGUCUUUUAAGGAAUUAUAUAAUUGGACGAUGGAUGAAAUUGUUGCAUGUGCCGGUAUUAGAAAUAGUUGUACUUAUUGUGGUGUGUUUAGAAGACAAGCUUUAGACCGUGGUGCUGAGAAAUUAGGAAUCAAUCAUGUCAUCACGGGACAUAAUGCUGAUGAUAUGGCAGAGACUGUGUUGAUGAAUAUUUUACGUGGGGAUGUAGCUAGAUUGGAGAAAUCCACUGCUAUUAUUACGAAAAGUAAAGGAUCACCCAUUAAGAGAUCAAAACCAUUCAAAUAUUCAUACCAAAAGGAAAUUGUUCUUUAUGCACAUUAUAAGAAAUUAGACUAUUUUUCUACUGAAUGUACCUAUGCACCAGAGGCAUUCAGAGGUACCGCUAGAGAGUUCAUGAAGAAUUUAGAAUCUGUGAGACCAAGUUGUAUUAUUGAUAUAAUUCACAGUGGUGAAAAUCUAGUAUUGAAGAAGAAAGAUGCAUCUCAGACAAAACACGGUGCUACAGGGUUUGUCGACGGGAAUAGAUGUGAGAAAUGUGGGUAUCUUUCCAGUAAUAAGAAAUGUAAGGCAUGUAUUCUAUUGGAGGGGCUCGAGGCCAACAGAGCUACCAUCUCUAUUGAGAAUGACAGUUCUGUGGAUGGUGCUGCUAGAGUUAUGAGGCAAUUGGAACAUAUGUCCUUCUGA
Molecule: messenger RNA, 1095 nt
Organism: Naumovozyma castellii
Lineage: Eukaryota; Fungi; Ascomycota; Saccharomycetes; Saccharomycetales; Saccharomycetaceae
Gene: NCS6
Product: Ncs6p
Exons: 1
Coding region: 1-1095 (364 amino acids)
Source: RefSeq, a predicted model, not a curated record